Molecule: messenger RNA, 1734 nt
Organism: Trypanosoma conorhini
Lineage: Eukaryota; Euglenozoa; Kinetoplastea; Trypanosomatida; Trypanosomatidae
Product: protein kinase
Exons: 1
Coding region: 1-1734 (577 amino acids)
Biological process (GO): peptidyl-serine phosphorylation; autophagy
Cellular component (GO): cytoplasm
Molecular function (GO): protein serine/threonine kinase activity; ATP binding
Source: RefSeq, a predicted model, not a curated record
AUGGCCUUCCCGCCCCGUGCGGCAGAGCGGGGGGAGUUCGAGUAUGACGUGUGCAAGCUGAAGUUGGGCUCCGGCGGCAGCGGGGCGGUCUUUCUUGCGCGGCACCACACCACCCGCGAGCUCGCGGCGGUGAAGCGCCUCUUUGCGAAGCGGGCGACGGAAUGGGGAAGAAUCCCCCUGCGGUGUGUGCCGCAGACCGACCAUCACUACUCCUACCACCAGCAGCGUCGUCAUCGUCCCCGUCGAACUCCGGCUGCCUACCGCGCGACAACGCCCACAACCGCGAGGACGGCGACACCGAUGUUUGAGGGAGGCGGUUGCUGCGCUGAGGAGGAGGAGGAGGGGGAGGAGAAUGGCUCCAGCCCUCUGCGGGGCGUGGACCACCGCCGUGGCGACAGCCGCCACGACGUCGAGGAGAGCGUGCAUGACGACGUCGACCUCACCUUGGAAGACGACGGGGACGCGGUGGAGGAGGCCGAUGUGCGUGAAGAGGAGGAGAGGGACACGAGUUCUUGUGAGCUCGAGCGGUUGCAUUCGGUUACCCGUCUGCCCUGCGAGGGUACGAUCCUGCAGUACCUUGGGCCACACCAUCACAUUGUAAGGCUCCUCAGUAGUUACACAUCCCCGAGGCGGGUUACUUUUCUCGCUAUGGAGCUCAUGGACAGCGACGUGGCGCGGGAGCUGCGUGCGGCCAACACAGCCUUUAUGAACGAAGACGUUGUGCGUCCUUUGCUUUACAGCGUGGUCUCUGCGAUUGCCCACAUUCACAAACGCGGCAUCGCCCACCGUGACGUGAAGCCGAGCAACAUCCUCCUUCGGCGGGUGGAGGCGGCGAAGUUGUUGGUGAAUACCGCAGCGAGCGCAGAGGCCCACGGCAAGCACGUGGAACGGCAAUCUCAGAAUUCAUGCUCCCGCGAGACGGAGCAUGUCAAGGCUGCCCUUGGAGACUUUAGUGCCGCACAUUUUAUGCACGAAAGCAUCAAUGCCUGGGGUGGGCGUGGGACCCUCUACUACAAAUCCCCGGAGCAGCUUAUGGGUCGUGCUGGAGACUACUUUGCCUGCGACAUGUGGGCUUUGGGUUGCACGUUGUUUGAGCUGAGUACUGGGUCGGUGGCCUUCUGCGGCUCGUCGGACCUGCAGGUGCUGCAUCAGAUUUACGCCAAACUUGGCACAGACUUUCACUCUUACCCGGACGCAAUACGUGCGGCGACGUUGUUUGACAGUCUCUCUGCGCCGUCUGUGGCAUUGCUCGACUUUUUAAAGAGGCUUCUUGCCCUUGACCCGCGGGAGCGCCUAACCGCAGGCGAGGCAUUGAAGCAUGCCUUUUUUGAUCCCAUUCGAAGAACGUACGGAGCCGACGGCGACAAGGCGGAGGUGACGUUUCCACUGCGACCACGUUGCCGCCGGCCCGUCGAUGCGGCCUGUUUCACCUUUCGCCCGGUUUGCAGCACACCCGCCAAGCGGCGUGUAGUGACGGUAGACGACUGCUCCGCCCACGCCACAUGUGGCGUCAAUCGGUCGGAUGUCAAUCGCUCGUGCUCUGCACACCGAUGCAGCGUGUGGUCCUCCUCGUUCAGCGCCAAUUCAAGUCCCAGAGCCGCUUCCACCUGUAUGAAGUCGCACCAUGAGAGUGUAGAAGUCUCUCGUCGUCGCAGCGGUGGAUCAGGUGUCUGCAACGUCGCCAGGCCCCUCCUCUCUCUCUGCGUGUACCCCCAUACCUGGAGGGGUGAGUAG